UAUGGCAAUUAUUAUCCACAUAUUUUAUGUGUUAAUAAAAACAGAAUAAAUGUGAUUUUAUUGCACUUUUUUGGUCUAGAUUUUGUAAAGAGCAACGCAGUGUUAAGUUUAAGUUUAGUGUUAGAGAACAAAACAAGUUGAAAAGUUCCUUCAGUGAAGUUUAGCCACAGAAACGCAAAACACAACAUCCCAACCGUCAAGGCCAUCCUUUGCUAUCUUCCCUUUGUGUAUCCGCAACAAAAUACUUGCCUUGCAGACUACAGUCAAAGUCAGAUAGCUGCAGAGCCAAACAGAUAUGUGUGAGAAUAGGAAAAGUCACAUAACAGAAUCAGUUUUCUGGAGCUACAGUACAGUCAUGGUGUCCUGCAAGGUCUUCAUCCUGGCCCCGUUGUGGAUCCACUUUCUGACUCAUGCCUGCAGGGGGGAGGAGGUGCCCCGGGAAGCGGUUUUGUCCUGGUUCAGAGAUCGGGUUCUGCAGGGCCUUGAUUUAGAGGAGCCUCCUCAAACAACAAUGCAACGUGCAGAUGGGGAUACAGUAGAGCCAGAUGCAGGGCCAGCGCCGCUGAGGUCCCCGAGGACAAGCAGGACAGCAUGGGUCAAGCAGCCAGCUGGUUCAAACCAGGAAACAACACAAAUUAUUGUCUUCCCCAGCUCUGAUUCGUCCUGUGCCCAGUCUGAGUCAGCUCCUGCAGAAACCACCAACACCCACUUUACGUAUUACUUCCAGCCGUCAGUGACCAACCACGAGACAAUGCUCACAUCUGCCCACCUCUGGUUCUACGCAGGGGGGGGAGGAGUGUCGGCAAACUCCUCGGUCCAGCUCUUUAUCCUCACUUCAGGGCAGCAGCUCCUGCAGGCCGCAGAAUCACCAGCAACGAGGAGCUCGGACGGAUGGACCACCUUUGACCUCGACCAAAAGCUGCUUGUUUUUAUGGCUGAGGGUCCUUUUCUGCUUCAAGUGCGUUGUCUGGCCUGUGAGUGCCACGCCAACGAAUCAGACAAGAUGCCCUUUCUCCACCUUCGGGCUCAGUCUCGUGGUUCUGUUCGAUCCCCGCGCGAGGCCCCUGUCGCCAUCCCCUGGUCUCUCUCUGCCAUUGACCUCCUCCAGAGGCCCUCCCAGGAGAGACCCCAGCACAGAGACUGCCACCGAGCAGAGAUCCAAAUCAGCUUCGAGGAGCUCGGCUGGGACAACUGGAUCAUCCACCCGAAGGUGCUGACAUUCUACUACUGCCACGGGAACUGCUCGGCCUUGGAUCGGACCACCUCCGUGCUGGGGAUCCCGCAGUGCUGCGCUCCAGUGCCCGGGACGAUGAGGUCCCUGAGGAUCACUACGACAUCUGAUGGAGGGUACUCAUUCAAGUACGAGACCCUGCCCAAUAUCAUACCUGAGGAGUGCACUUGUAUCUGAAGAUUGAAGCAUUAAAGGGCCAGUUCACCAAAAAAAACUAAAUCAUAUUUGUUUUUAUUUACAUGAAGUUUGUCAAGUAUGUUUCCUUUUUCCUGGUUAAGUACUUUCAGCCUCCAAUUACAAACACUUCACAAUAAAAGUCCCUUUACUUUUCAAAUGCCUAAGGGUAUGGUUGAGUAUACAAGACAUGCACAUUUCUUUGAUGCUACAUGUGUUUCAUUGGAUUUUUAAUUCCAAAGUGGAUUAUUUUAAAUCCAAGCACAUAGAACAAAAACGUUUUGUAAUUUAAAGGUGACUGGCCCUUUAAGACUCCACUCACUCGGCUUAUAAAUGCCUUCUGUCCAACUAAUCAGAGAUGUUCUGUCAUUGUUUUACUAAAUCAAAUCCUGGAAGGUUGAUUUUGAUGUUUUGUGUUUUUUCAUUUAACCUGUAGAGGUCAGUGUUGACCUAACUUUUACAACAUUUCCCUCCCUAGUACUUAAAAUAGUCUGAAACCUGCUGUUAACAGAUGUUCUGUAAUGUACAUUAAAUCACUGAUUUAAACGUGGAUUUGUUUUGUUUUUGUACAUCCACACACACACACACAACGCUAAUCUGCUUGAGAUGAUUAAACAAAGAUGGCCAUUUCUUCUUGCGUGCAUUUCAGUUUAAACGAGUAUUAAAGU
Messenger RNA from Labrus mixtus (cuckoo wrasse), 2073 nucleotides. RefSeq names its product inhibin subunit alpha (gene inha). Gene Ontology annotation, cellular component: extracellular region. Lineage: Eukaryota; Metazoa; Chordata; Actinopteri; Labriformes; Labridae. The record is from RefSeq and is a predicted model, not a curated record. Gene Ontology annotation, biological process: SMAD protein signal transduction. The transcript is spliced from 2 exons. Bases 296 to 1408 code for a protein of 370 amino acids. Gene Ontology annotation, molecular function: cytokine activity; growth factor activity.